CACAUUUUGUGGGUAUAUAUAAAAGAUAGAGCAGUAUUUUCAUUUUUAAUUAUUGUGCUUAUUCAAGAAACCACUGAGACUAAGCCUGAGCUGAAAAAAUGUUGAAAUUGGUCUUCCUUGUUUGCUGCGCCUUUGCCUUGGCAGCCGCCGCUCCCAAACCAACUUACGGCUAUGGAUACGGCGGAUACGGAUAUGCACCCAGGGUAGCAGUAGUGGCCCCAGCCCCGGUGGUGGCACCCGUUGCUGUCGCCGCCCCUGUCAACUACGUUGAGCCAGUUUAUGAUGCUCCCCAUUAUGGAGGUUAUGGAUACGGCUACGGCUACGGCUACGGCUACGGACAUGGUCAUUAUUACUGAAGUGACUUGAAUAGGCACCUCUUUUAUUCGUAAAAAAAUGUAUAUAGUUGGUUUUAAAUAAAUUUGAAAAAACAUU
Messenger RNA from Anoplophora glabripennis (Asian longhorned beetle), 432 nucleotides. Its product is annotated as cuticle protein 63-like. The record is from RefSeq and is a predicted model, not a curated record. The coding region runs from base 99 to 356 and encodes 85 amino acids. NCBI's taxonomy places the organism in Eukaryota, Metazoa, Arthropoda, Insecta, Coleoptera, Cerambycidae. The transcript is spliced from 2 exons.